UUAUUAUAGACUGACAUCACACUGGAGAGGCGAGCUCACAGAGGCUCCAUUAUCAUCACCACCACCACCACCACCGCCGCUCAGUGUGCGCGUUAUUGCUGCUCCAAAAUAGCUGAGGAAAUUAGUAGAGGAGAGAGAGAGAGAGAAAGAGAGAGAGAGAAGAAAAAAAAAAAACUGGGAGGAAACUGAUGCUUUUUUUGGUUUGGAUAGGAGGGGAUGAGAAAAGAGAGGAGGGGCAGAAAAGAGAGAGAGUGGGAGGACGGACGUGAUCCCGCCGACGAGCGCUUUCGUAUCAAUUAAUAAUGAUAAAAAAGAGCUGGUGAAAAGCACGCUGGCAUGGCUGAGUGGAGGCUGGCACUCGGGACGUCAGAUAUGACUGCAGCAGCCUGCUGACAUGAUCAUUGAGGCAGACUCGGAUGGGAUGGCAGCAGACAUCGGGCAUGCAGGUGGCGGACUGAAGACGAUGCUGGAUGCCAUGGAAGUACCAAGUCACGCUCGGGAUCUCCUCCUGCAGCUCAACAGCCAACGCACCAAAGGAUUCCUGUGCGAUGUCAUCAUUGUGGUGCAGAACGCUCUCUUCCGGGCGCACAAAAACAUUCUGGCGGCCAGCAGCCUCUACCUGAAGUCCUUGGUGGUCCACGACAAUCUUAUCAACCUGGACCACGAGAUGGUGAGUCCUGGAGUCUUCCGGGUCAUUCUGGACUACAUCUACACGGGCCGCCUCAGCGAGGGGGACCCCGCCUCUCCCAACGAGCCCAACCUGGGCGCUGUUUUGGCUGCGGCAAGCUACCUGCAGCUGCUUGACUUAGUCGCUCUGUGCAAAAAGAAACUCAAAAGAAAUGGCAAGUACCCUCCUCGCACCACUCCCGCCUUCCUGCCUUACGCAAAGAUGGGCGGCAUGGGCUUAGGCGGCGGAGGCCGCUACAGGGUCUCCACUCCCGUCAUUCAGUCGUGUCCUCCCGGGGGGAUGCUGAACAGCCACGCGCCCCGACCCCCGCCGCUGGAGGAGCUGAUCCCCCAUCGGCUCGCCAUCCACGCCGGCGAGCUGUACGCCCCGACCUCGACCCAAGGCCCCCAGCCCUUCCCGUCCAUGCAGUCCAUCCUGCCGGCUCAGCUAGGGCUACGUUCGGCGCUUCCGGAAAGGAACUGCUCCCCAAACUACGGUCUGGACCUCUCCAAAAAGAGCCCCAAUUCCCAGUCUCAGCACACACCCUCCCAGUCCCACGUGGUCAGCACCCACAAUGACGAGGAGCGAGACGGGACACCGAGCGGACGUGCCAGUCCCACGCAGGGGACCAACGGCAGGGCCUUUCCUUCUGAAAAAAUGGAGACGACGGAUCAGACGAGUUCUCUCACUCCGCCGCCGUUCCCCCACAACCAACCGCUCGGCCCCCACCUUCCCCAUCUCCAUCGUUUGGGCUCGCAGGGCACCGAGCGCUACCCGUGCCCGCCGAGCCCGGACACCCUCACCGAAGUCAUGGAGGCAGGAAGAGAAGUGGGCAACAUCUACCGCUGGGUGAAACACGAGCCGCUUCCCUACGCGGCCGAGGACGAGGACGAAGACGAGGACGAGGAGGAAGGCGGUGAAAACGGAGAGCGGCGGCACAACAACCACAAGGAUGAGAGCGAGGGUCCGGACGACAAGAGCGGCUCCGGCACCGAGGAGACGGGCAGCAGCGAGGGCCGCCCGUCUCCUACCGGACCCUUGGGGAGGUUCCACGUUCCGUACGAGCCAGAGAGUUACGGCGACAACCUGUACGUGUGCAUCCCCUGCGACAAGGGCUUCCCCAGCUCGGAGCAACUCAACGCCCACGUGGAGACUCACACGGAGGAGGAGCUUUACAGCAACACGGGCGGCGAGCUUGGAAACGGCAACAUCGGCAAGAACAUCAGCAGCAGCACCAACGGCUACGGCGGGUUGACCGGCGGAGGCGGUGGUGGCGGCGUCCUAAGCGGCCUCUCCCUGGAGACAAAGUCCAACCAGUCUUUGGCUUCGGGGACCAUCGGGGAAAUGAUCCGCCCGUACCGCUGCUCCUCCUGCGAUAAGUCCUACAAGGAUCCGGCAACUCUCCGGCAGCACGAAAAGACCCACUGGCUCACCCGGCCGUACCCGUGCAGCAUCUGCGGCAAGAAGUUCACGCAGCGCGGCACCAUGACGCGCCACAUGCGCAGCCACCUGGGCCUCAAACCCUUCGCCUGCGACUCCUGCGGCAUGCGCUUCACUCGCCAGUACCGCCUCACCGAGCACAUGCGCAUCCAUUCCGGGGAGAAGCCGUACGAGUGCCAAGUGUGCGGCGGCAAGUUCGCCCAGCAACGCAACCUGAUCAGCCACAUGAAGAUGCACACCGGCGGGGGCGGCGGCGGCCUGACCUCCGAGGGCAAGCUGAAGCUGGACUUUGCCGAGGGCAUCUACCCCUUGAGCAAAUACACCGCCGAGCAUCUGGGGCUCAAGCAGGAGAAGGCCAACGAGCUCCUCCUGCAGGCGCAGCAGCAGUUGGUGGCCGACGCCAAGGCCAUGGAGAGCCUCUACCCGCUCUCCAAACUGGCGUCGGAGCACCUGGGGGCUCUGGGCCACGACAAGAUGGACGUCCUGUGUCAGGCCCUGCCCCCUCCCCAGCAGGCCCUCUCCGAGGCCCGCACCAUUGAGCGCUACUCGCCUAGCUAAGACCGCUUCCCACCACAUGCCACACGCAGUAUUCUGACGCCGUUCACCUCAAGUAAAUAACCCCUCAAAGUGCCUUUCUAUGCAUCUAACCUUUGAAGCCUCCUACCCCAAGGAGCGCUGGGCUAUCAAUUCUGUGACCAAGGGACACUUGCUUGACAGCAGUAUUUAUGUUUGUAUAAGCAAAAAAAAAAAAAAAGCCAUUGAGCCAAAGCAUCAAUUUUUUAAAAAAAAAUGAUUAUUUAUUUUUUUGUAUAAUGACAACACCCAAAGAAAAGCUUAAACCCUGUGAGAAGCAAAUGGACAAGAUUCAGGGUUUGUGUCCACAUCAGCUGGACUUUAAAAACAAUGGGGGUUUUUCAUUCUUGAAUUUUCUACUAUGUGUUCUUUUGGAACCACCGAUGGCGUCGUGGUACACUCGCAUGUCGUGGGUUGAAUUCCCGCUCUGUGUGAAUGUGGUUCGGGUUAGGGAAUGGCUUUAGAAUUAGGGGCGGAGCUACCUGACGGUAUCAACCAACAUGGUCAUUGUUGAUCACGCUAUUUACAGUCGGCUUGCACAAAAUAAAAUUCAAAACUAAACCAAUCACAAUGCGAGCAGGAACAAUUCCAAAGUUAAAAGCAAAUUUAAAAUUUUGAUUUUUUUUAUUUUUAAAGUAAGUCACAUUAAGUCUGACUGUGGAUCGGAUGGUCAACCAUGACUUUUCACUUGUGUAUGAGUGCUCUGGCCACCCCACCGAAAAACUUCUAGCUACGCCCCUGGUUAGCGCUAGCCUGUCCGUCUUUAACCAUGCCCUGCGAUUGACUGGCGACCAGGACUAAUCGCUCCAUUGAGGUUAAUUAAGUCAGUGAACCCCCCGACCCCCCCCUGCUACCGUUGACAUGCCAAAGUGAGUGUUUAACGCACACGCGCCUUAUCUCCCCGGCCCUUCCCCGCUCUAUUUCACACACACUUAGCAAAGCCGCUAAUCUGUCAGCGAUACGAGCACGAGGCCCCGGUUGUAGUCCGGCCCAGCUGUUGUGCGCCGGUAAUCCCUGUGAAAUCUCGCUUGCUCCCGGACAAUUUGUGCACACCACGUCCCCCCCCCCCCCCCCCCCCCAAUCGGGAGCGAGCGGCAGCCAGAAAACAAGAGCAGUGGAAGCUUGUUAAAUUCAAAAUGCUUUUAUAAUAAAGAAUCUUCCCGAGGACCUUUAAACCCCCCCCCCCCCCAAAUACUUUGACUAGUUCUUAAUUCAGAUGGUCUGACCACUAUAGUGCCAACGUCAACCUCAGAGGGUGAAUGUGAAGCCAUGAACACACUGUGAUGGAUCGAAUGACUUUUAACUGAAAAAACUAACCAAAAAAAAAAAAAAAAAAAAAUGCAAAAAAAAACAAUGUGCCUUACAUUUUGGGAUUUUUUUUAUUUUUAUGUAACAGUCAUUUAAGGCAGCGGUGGGGAACUAUCUUAAAAAAAAAAAAAUCAGACAAGCUCGCGGGUUAAAUAUUUUUGGGGCUUUUUAUAACAAUUUCGCUCAAGCUUUUUUUUUUUAUUAUUAUUAUUUUUUUUUUAUAAUCCAUAUGUUGUGUGUUCCCCACCCCUGCUUUAAGGGGCUUCGUUGGUGUACCAAAUGUCCAAUAGUUGUUUCCUGUCACUUUUACUUAUCCAGCCAAAGUAGAGCACAUGAAAACUAGUGCUUACCUCAGGACCACACACACAUACACACACUACCACACAAACAUAUGCACGCAUACAAACACGCAGUUGUUCUGUUUUUAAACUUGUGGUUCUUGUCUGUUUAUACAUUUCAGUUUUACAGCAGAGCGAUGACAUUUGAUAUUGCUUUUUUAUUAUUAUUAUUAUGAUUAUUACAACGCGGCGUACACUUUCCAUUGUGUUGUCUUAACAAAAAAAAAAAAAAGGAGAAAAAAAAAAAAAAGAGGCGUCUGCGGGUCUGCCCCGGUCGGUGGCUGUCUUCACGGGCUGUCUGUGAACAUCAGAACCGCACUCGGGGCUGAGCGCCGUGCCAUGUUGAUGUUGUUUGGGUUCAGAGUGGAGCUUCCAGGGACUUUUCACAGCCCGUUUGACUCAGUGUUAGAUGGUUUCAGGCAACACACACUUACACAGCAUACACACACCCACAUAGGAAGCCGGCCUGUGUUUGGUGGACCCUUUUUUUGUUUGUGGGGUUUUAUUUUCUGAUGUGCGUUUGUGUUAUGAGAGUGUGGGAAUUUUCAGCCGCUCAUUCACUAGUUUUAAUGAAAAUCGCCCCCCUUCCUCCCCAUUAGAAUAACACACACUUUCCUCUGUUGCCUCAAAGCUAAGCAGGGAGGGGAAGAGUCAGAUAAAACUUUUUUUCUACAAGGAGAAGCUCCAACCCACACACACACUUGUAUACAGUACACACACACUGGCAGAAAAAAAACUUCAAUUAUAGCUGUUUACUUGGAAUGCAAUAGGUCCCCAACUUUGCCCCCCCAGGGUCAAAGGUGGCCAAAGUGCUCACCCUCUGCACUCAAGUAGCAGUAGUUUAAAAUGUUUACUUGAUGUAAAAAUUACAAAGUACACAUUCGACUCACUCUGACACUAAAAAGUAACCAUUUUAUGUUCCUGUCAUCAAUCGUAGCAAAUUCCUGUUUUAAUAACUUGGCACAACAACAACCCAAAAAUUCUCCACCAAAAAAAAAAUCCCACUUUUAUGAAUUUACUCUGCUUGUACUCAGAAGAAGAAAAAAAAAUUAGAGGUCCCUUUUUUUUUUUUAAUCUAAGAACUAACAGCUUUGGCUCAGGCGUUUAUACUAUGAAAACAAGUUGUUCCCGAGCUCCCAAAUGACUAACGAAAAACACUCAAUUCAACUUUAUUUAUCUAGCACUAUCUAGAUAAUUCUUGAAUCCUCCCAGGCCCACACAUUGACCUCCAUCACUGCAAUGGACACAUUGUGCUUUCCAUAAAUCACAAAAGUCCGUCAUUAAAAUAAUAUACAAAUGUAAUAUAUUUUUUUAAUUCAACUAUAUUCUGGCUCCCGUUCCAUACAAUUCCCUCUUUUCGCUGACUUUCCAGAAAUUCCUUUCCCUAACUUUUCAAAGUGCUGUCACCAAACGUGAGCGCGCGUGCCCGCGAGAGGUGCUGAUGUCGGGAGUCAGCGGGCCGGAAGCGUUCGCUUGUCUGUUUAUGCCAUCGGAGCUUUUCGAAGCGGGGCUUAAUACACGUCCUGGGAAUCAAGGCGGGUGCGAAGGAGACGAGCCGAGGAGCAGGAAGUGAACUUUUGCCCGAGGCGCAGGAUGUGUCGAGGCAGAUAGAGAGAGAGAGAGAGAGGGAGCCGGCCGCGAGUGCGCGCACGGUGGAGCCGCAGCUAUUGUCCGCCUAUGACAAGCCUGCACGGAUUUCUAAAACGCUCCAUUCACAAAACAAGUUGACGGUAUCUUCGCUUUUCCUUCCUCGCUUUGCUCGUUUGGGAACAGUGUUAUGGUGAUACGGCCGCACGCACUGGAAAGCGUUCAAGCGCUUUGUGGCGAGGAUGUUGUGGAUUUAUCGUUCUAGGGACGGAAGGGGGGGUGAUUGGGUUACCAAGCAUUUAGGUAGGCGAUAUACCAAGAAAACUGGAGUAUACUUAUUUAAAAAAAACAGUUUUUCUUCCAAAGGCAAUGGAAUAAACCGCGGAGGCUACACAAAUCAUUUUUCACUUUGCAACUGUAACAAUAUUUAGAGACUGCCGUUGUCACUUGUUGCUAGGCAGAGUUCAUAGGGCUCAACCAAUUCUGCCCCGUAGACCAAUACAAAAACAAGACUAAUAAGACAUGUCUAAUUUUCUUUAUUUGUUGUGACAACUGCAUUUAUUUGAUACAGAAAAUUGCCGUUAGCCGCCCCCCGGCGUAGUUUAGAUGAAGCUGUUUUGAAAGUGACAAAGAGGCUUUUAUCAAAUUCCAUUCAUUAGGAGAAUCCAAAUAAAAGUCUUUGCGAUGUGGGUUAUUCGAUUUUUAUUUGCUCAUGCUUGAUUACUUACGGCAUUUCUUUCCUUUUUAAAUGUCAUUGCCAGAACCAUAACUUUUCAAACAUUGUCAGUAUAGAAAUAAUAUAUAUAUUUUAAAAAGAUAAUCUGGAUGUAUUCCAGCAGCGAGAUAGAUAGACUUUUAAAGCUUCCUACCAACAUUGAAAAAAAAAAAAAAAAAUUUAGCCGCAUCUAACCCGACGUUACUUAAAAAAGAAAUCCCUUUGACUGUCUUUUCAGUUUUAUGGAUUCACGCGCCGGCUGUGCAACGUUGCCUUUUAGUGUGGAUAAUCAUAGGAGCCAAAAGCCACCAUUGUCCACUGCCUAUUUCAUUUUUUUUUUUUUUAUGAUGUGCCAAAUUACAGAGGAAAAGCAUCCAUUUUCCUCCCUGAAGCUAAGAAUGGACUUCCUCCUGCAUGUGUGUGCAUGAAAGCUUUGCCGCUGAUGUCGGCAGCGUUGGCACUCUUUGUUCACCUGCGCCCCCCCACAUCCAAUUCACCGCCCCGCCUCCCACAAAAUGAAAUUCUGCAAACCUACUUUUAGCUUGAGUCCCCAUACAAUAACCAGUACACAAAUUGUAGUUUUAACAGAUUCCCUCUGGCAUUCAUAAAAACUCAUUUUUCUCUUUUUAUGACACGUCCAUCCCCUAAAAGUCCCACGUUUUGCCUUCCCUCUUGCCCGGACUCUCCCUCCCUAAAUCUUCCCCACCUUCCACCGAACACAAGCCCCCCCCCCCCCCCCCCCCCUCUCCCUCCCACGCCCUGAUCCACUUACUUCCAGCUGUUCCUCAUGCUGAAGAAGACACUUGUCUAAAUGUUUACAGCGAGGGGCUACUUUCUUUUUCGCUAAGCCCUGAUCGAUUUCCAAAACGAACUCUGCCGCCGCAUGCGCCGACCUCCGCUGUAUGACGGUUACACCCCCGACCCCAAUCCUCCGCCCCCCCGGGCCAAGAAAAGGGCCUCAAGGAGGAGAUUAAAAGCAGAGGAAAUGUGGAAUAGGCUUUCAGAAAGAUGCCAGCAAAGUAAACAUGUAUGAAAUUGCACGAUUGCGCCGGGGCCUCCGGCAGCCAAGUCAUGCGCCUAGAUGAAGAGGAAAAAGAAGUGAAGCCAGAAAGCAAACCAUAAGAAAGGGAAGGGGGGAAGAAUAGCGGCUUGGUGAACUUGAACGUGUGCUUACCUUCAGGAAAUGAUGCAGGUCAUUGUUGGACGGCUCAGCUGUCAUGUCAGCUCGCCCUCCCGAGCUCCCCCGCAGCUUGAUGAGUAGCAAAAGUGCUAAUAUUUGUUGUACUUAUAAUUCGGGCAGGAUCAUUUUGAAAAGUAAUCUAGUUGCAAUUUAUCUCCCCUCAGUAUGAUUUAAUAUGCGAUUAUUUGGAUUCAAACAAAGCUCCCAUAGAAAUAUAGAUAAAAAUAGAUGAUUUUUUAUUUUAUUUUAAUUUCGGCCGUUGCGAUUUGCAUAUUACAUUCCGCUACAUUGCAAAAUUAUUUUGAAUUUGAUUGAGUCCGACAUUUUAUUCACUGUCUGAUGUGAGUGCCUUAUUUGAAUUUAGUGGGAUCUUGCACAAAAAUGUGAGGCAAUUAGCAGAGAAUAUUUUUGUCGUACUUGAAAAUGCCUGUUUUUUGUAUUAUUUUUUUCAACAAAAAACGUAGCAGCUAAAAUGUAGCAUUUUUGUGGCAAUAUUUUGCUUUUCAUUUCAACCUGCAGACAAUACAAGACAAACAUCUUUGCAGCAUUUCCUACUAAAUCCUCAUAUCAUCAUGUUUGAUUGACACAUAUAAAACAGUCACAUCUUUGGAGCUUUUCCUUGAUUUUUGGGUAAAUUAUGAUUAUUAUGAUGUUUGAAUUCAAGUUAUGAAAGUGUAGACACACUUUAAACCCCAUAGAGAAAAGCUAAAAAUAUCACAAACUCAUAUUUUGUGUUUUUCUCAUUUUUUGGUCCUCAUAAAAUGUCCCUCCAAAUGGCUAAAACCAGUGCACAUACAUAGACGAAUACCAAAAACUCAUUCGGUUUUCAGGCUUUUGUUGCCGAGAGACAUCCCCACAACGUAAUUCACGUUAGCCAUCGUGCGUCCCCAUAUUGUGAUAAAAACCAGACACACACACACACACACGCAAACAAGGCUAGCCUGCAGCCUCCAGAUUAGAUCAGCUUUAAUGAGGUUGCCCUGCCGUGUUUGGAGUGUCGCUUCUCGUUGGAAAAGUCAUCAUUAAGAAACGGGCGAUGGGAGGGAACACGCGUGCCGAGAUCGUACACACCCUCGGGGUCUUCACAAAACACAUGCAUCAAAGAUUACGUGCAAAAUUGAUGGAUUGGGCGGCUGGUUGGAUUAUGAGCUAAUGAGGAUGACGCCGAUGUCUUGCGCCCGAACAAAGUUCAAAUGUGGGACACACAUGGAAACACAAACACACAUUUGUAAUGUCGCCAUUUUGUUGUCUAUCCAUUGAAGCAAUACAACCAAAACAGUAUUUCUGCCUUUUAUUUUUGACCAAAAAAAAAAAAGUCAAUAUGCUUUUCAUGAGAUGAAUGUAUUUAUUGCAUGUCCAAAUGUUUUAUAGUUAUUUUUUUGUGUACAUUUCAACUGUGGAUUUUUUUUAUACAUAUAUAAAUAUAAAAUGUCAUUGAAUUAUGCUCAAAAUGAUGUCGAUAAGGUUUUUAUUUUGAAAAAGCGCAAUGUGAAAACAUGUCGCCAUUUCUUUUGUCACUAUACUCCAAAUCUUCCUCGCAAUAAAGUCCAGUUGCAUAACAAAUUUGAAAAAAAAUAUA
This is a messenger RNA of Syngnathus typhle (broad-nosed pipefish), 9387 nucleotides long. It is a transcript of the gene hic1, whose product is annotated as hypermethylated in cancer 1. Gene Ontology annotation, biological process: regulation of transcription by RNA polymerase II. Bases 395 to 2665 code for a protein of 756 amino acids. The transcript is spliced from 2 exons. Gene Ontology annotation, cellular component: nucleus. Gene Ontology annotation, molecular function: RNA polymerase II cis-regulatory region sequence-specific DNA binding; protein binding; DNA-binding transcription factor activity, RNA polymerase II-specific. The record is from RefSeq and is a predicted model, not a curated record. NCBI's taxonomy places the organism in Eukaryota, Metazoa, Chordata, Actinopteri, Syngnathiformes, Syngnathidae.